AUGGAGAAUCCAACCACUACUCACUUCAAAGCAGCUAAGAGAAUACUCCGAUAUCUCAAAGGUACGAUCGACUAUGGUCUAUUAUAUUCAGCUACUAACGAUUACAGGCUUGUUGGCUACAGUAAUAGUGACUGGGCUGGUGACACUGAUGACCAGAAGAGUACAAGUGGAUAUGUGUUCUAUAUGGGAGACACUACCUUCACUUGGAUGUCUAAGAAGCAGCCCAUUGUCACAUUAUCAACCUGCGAAGCCGAAUAUGUGGCUGUCAGUGUUUGUCAUGCAAUUUGGCUCAGGAGUUUAUUAUCGGAGCUCGGGUGGCCACAAAAUGAGCCAACAACUAUUUAUGUGGACAACAAGUCGGUCAUUGCAUUAUCCAAAAAUCCAGUGUUCCACAACCGAAGCAAGCACAUCGACACCCGCUACCACUACAUCAGAGAAUGCGUUGCAAAUCAGGAGAUUCAAGUCGAGUAUGUGAAAUCGCAGGAUCAAGUUGCCGAUAUUUUCACAAAGACCCUCAAGUACGAUGACUUUAUCAAAAUCAGGACGUUGCUCGGAAUGACAAAUCAAGUUUAA
Messenger RNA from Salvia splendens (bonfire salvia), 573 nucleotides. Its product is annotated as secreted RxLR effector protein 161-like. NCBI's taxonomy places the organism in Eukaryota, Viridiplantae, Streptophyta, Magnoliopsida, Lamiales, Lamiaceae. The record is from RefSeq and is a predicted model, not a curated record. Bases 1 to 573 code for a protein of 190 amino acids. The transcript has a single exon.